AUGAAAAAUUCAAGUCAAUUAUCUCUCACUCAAGAUCAGAUCCUUGCAGUUGCUUCCUCUGUAAUCGGAAUCAAGAAGAUUGAUGAAUCUCAGCAAAAGCUUGAUAAAAUCAAAGAUAUCAAAGAAGAAACUGAAGAAGCAAAACAAUAUUUGCAUGAUAUUAGAGAAGAAUUUGAAAAAAUCCAGAAAAAUCGUAAAAGUUCAAGUUCACUUGUCAAAGCUACAGUAAAAUCUCCAGACGAUGAAGACUCGAAAAAGAUUGAAAAUCAGGUUUCGGAAUAUUCAACAAAAAUCAACGAAUAUCAAAAGAAGCAUUUGAAUACUGUGAGAGAAAUUCAAGAAAAAACAGCUGCAAUGUUAAUCGAAGCUCAGGAAUUUGAAAUUGAAAUGAUCAAAAGUCUUAAGACUCAGUAA
This is a messenger RNA of Trichomonas vaginalis G3, 414 nucleotides long. RefSeq lists its product as uncharacterized. The transcript has a single exon. The coding region runs from base 1 to 414 and encodes 137 amino acids. Lineage: Eukaryota; Parabasalia; Trichomonadida; Trichomonadidae. The record is from RefSeq and is a predicted model, not a curated record.